AUGUCUUCAGUACACCCUACAGCUUCUGAGGAUUCUAAACCUAUCCCUCAUACAACAUCUAUCAUUACUUCAAACACGAAAACUGGCAAUCAACCCCUUCCUGAUACGCAAGCUUCUCCAAAACGCCCCCUACGGCCAAAUGCACCAUCUUCAUUUCCAUCCCCUAUACCAAGCAUCCCUCCGGCCAUAGCACUGAAGGCAUCAUGUGGAGAUCGUUCCUUCAAUCGAAAUUCACGACAAUUGUGUGUAUUGGACAGUCCUGGACUUCGCACACCACCUCAAGGUUCUUCAUCUAUCUAUUUAACAAUGUCACCAUUGAGUACAGCACCCUUGCCUCGAAGUGAGUCACACAGCGAUUAUUUUCAGGAACACCGUUCCCGCGGAUCAAGCCGAUCACGCAGCGGUCAUGACAUGCUCAAUGUAGCAUCAGGCGGGGUGUCACCUGUACUGCCCAGGGAAGAAUACUCCACGACGCGCCCAUCACCGAAAGACUCAUAUAUCACUUCGAAUGGAUAUACGUGUACCACGGAUAGUUUGCCCUCAAUCUUAGGUGGGCCAAAGACUCCAUACAAGGCACGCAGGCCAAGCUCCGACAGUCUCACCAUGGUCAAGCAUAAGAAGAGGAGAAAGACUGAAGGCGCGAAGCACCGACGAUGCGGAGGUACUUGCAGUCGAGGGAGAAAAAAGACGGCUGAGAAAAUGGCUAUAGAAGAGCGCAGUCACAGCCCAAAUCCAUGGCCUCCAAGUCAGGUCGUCCCAACAGCCCUGAAAGACACAAAAGUCCCAAGCCCUCGUAAGAGUAAGUACCUGCCGAUGAGACGGGAUAGAAGAAGACUUAUGUCUGAGCCAGCCACUCCAAUCGUUUCAAGAAGAUGGAGUUCGGUUGAGGUUGGAACGCGCCAAGUGAAACUUCCUCCGUUAUUGAAACAGGACUCUGCAAAACAUAUGCAGGCAAAAGGGCCAAUUUUUCAAAAUGAGAUUUUCAACACCACCCCCCUCAAUGAACGAAACAGAAGUUCAUCGUUCACUGCCGGUGCUGAGUACAAUGACGUAGUGCGCUCUCUUCGAGAGAGAUUGACUACUCGCAAAUUGCCAAAUAGUCAGAAACUGAUGCCGUCCGCCAUAACGUUGAGAAGACCAAGUGCAUCAAAUAGAUCCGAUAUGAGUAGCACAAUGGCGACCUCGGGAUUUCUAACAACUCCAGGAACCGGCUCUGUAAUACCUUCCAUUUCAAGUCGCCAGGCGACAUUCACGGAGAACCAGCCACAUGAUUCGGAAGCAUACAUCAUCACUCGUGAGGAUGUUGAAGUUGUAAUGGAAUUGCUCCAGACAAAUAUGCUUAACACCCGGGAAGCUCAUACCCCAGUCUCAGCACCACACGGAUCGAGCGUUGAAGAACAGUCCCCGCGGGGUACCAGACUACCAUCAUUGUCUUUUACGCACAGAGGCAUGGUGCCUGUAGUUCGUCACACUCCCUGUGAAAUCCAAAUAUACGCAGCUCAGUCAGAGAAUUCGCGAGAGGCAUCUCAAAACGGAAAUACUACUUCAGCAAAUUUAUCCCCUGUUAUAUCUCGUUCUCAAACAAAUAUUUUGGAUCCUGCCAAUCCAGGACAGUUCUUGGAGAUCUCUCAAACGGAGUUUGGGCGGCUUGAUAGACUUUCAGAAGAGGGAUCUGAACGAAGUGUGCACGAAGUAAUCUGGGAGGAGCGUGGCUCAACGGAAUCUCAUUUGACAGAGAGAGAUCAUGUCCAUUCCGAGGUUGAUUCCUCAGAGUGCUCUAGCAAAGCCAACACUCCAUUACUAAGUGCUACUACCAGUGCUAGAAAUGACGACGCAAGGCCAUGCUUUCAAUUUCUCAAGUCUUCUAAGCAAGACCACCGACCUAGGGAAGAAAAAGGUGCUUUUGAUCCCAAAAAUGCACGAAUGUCAAUAAGUAAAUGGUCAUGGCAAUGUGAAUCACAAGCAAAUGAGGACGAUGGUAAUCUCAUCGCAACCACGGAGCAAGAACCACACAAAGAUCAUGUAAUCUCAUUUCCUCCACUACCGAGGAAAUCAACCAAUGAGUGGCGCUCUCCACUUCCGGAUAUGUCUAUUCCUAUCCGUGAUUCCAAGAUUUUGGGUGGUAUGCUUCCUCAGGUGCAUGGAAGCUGCCACUCUCAUUCCCUCUAUAGUAUUGGAGUUGAUGCUCGGACUGCACCAGGUCCAAGUCCGCCUAUGAUGAGCGGCAUGGCAACAACCCCAACAACGCGAAGUUCCUGGUUAAAUGAAACGGCCAUCAGUCCUCCAGAGAGAAUAUCCCCCUGGUUGCCAAUCUCUGAAUCCGGGACUUUAAAACGGCAGAAAUCCGAAACCCAUCUCCCUCGCCAAAAAAGUGUCGUCAAAGCACACCCUAAAGCGCCAGCUCGCUCUGGCAAUGCUGCUGCGAUUGGAUCCUCAAUUGGGUCGUUCACAAGAGUUCGAAGACGAGCGACCUCACAAGACUUGUCUAAAUCGAGGAAAGUCGCCAUGUUUGAUAAUCCGCUGGUAAAAUCCGAUUACUGUCAAGAACGAAAAACAUGGUUCCAAUCUAUACAAGACAUAGCCCGUCCUAGAUUGACUCUACAGGGCGAGACGGAAGCAGCAGGCUUUUGGUCGACGCUUGCCACGCGUCACGCUAGCAAAGAUCAUGCUGCACGUUCAACUCCCUCUCCCCCUGCAAGCCCUCACUGUAACCUGAAGAACGAAGCGAAUCACCAUAACAUCCAACCUACGACAUAUUCGAGCAUAUCGGAGAUGUUCUCGCCACCAAGGUCAUCGGCUCGGCAAAGCUUAUCCAUGAUCCAAGACAAAUAUCCUUCCUUUCAGAAAUCAGAUUUAAAGUCGCAUACUUCCAGAACGAGAAAGAUUUCGUCGCCAGGAAUGUCUGCUGCGCGCGAAAGUCUAUUGAAAAUUCAAGAGAGGUAUCCUUCGCCACCGAAACCGGACCAUAGUGAUUCUUGGACAGGAUCAGAAUACUUAUUCCUAACCACCGGGAUUAAAGAAAACGGACACAGCUCUUGGAUCGCCUCAUGGAAAGGAAGAGUCGUCGAACUAGGAAAACCAGUGAUUCCUCUUCGUCCACAUAUUCAUAGCUCGUUGCCUAAUGAUUUGAAUUGUAGGGAAGAGGCCAGUAAAUGGGAAAAAACACCAAUUCUAGCUGUCGAACUAAGAAAACCUGGGACCUCCAUUACGACAGUGGCUACAUAA
This is a messenger RNA of Sclerotinia sclerotiorum 1980 UF-70, 3225 nucleotides long. RefSeq lists its product with no specific name. Lineage: Eukaryota; Fungi; Ascomycota; Leotiomycetes; Helotiales; Sclerotiniaceae. Bases 1 to 3225 code for a protein of 1074 amino acids. The record is from RefSeq and is a predicted model, not a curated record. The transcript is spliced from 4 exons.